Molecule: messenger RNA, 2285 nt
Organism: Epinephelus moara (kelp grouper)
Lineage: Eukaryota; Metazoa; Chordata; Actinopteri; Perciformes; Serranidae
Product: SLAM family member 9
Exons: 8
Coding region: 58-873 (271 amino acids)
Source: RefSeq, a predicted model, not a curated record
UGAAAAAGGAAGUAACAUAUAGUGUCCACAGUCUGCGUUUCUAUUAACCCAGAAACAAUGAACCUUCAACUCCUGUUCACUCUUUCCCUGCAAGUGGCAUUAGUUAAAUCCCUCAGGGAAGUCUCUGGGUACCCUGGGGAUACCGUCACCUUGCCCUCAAAAGCUGACCCAUCAUGGAAACUUUCCUCAAUCGUGUGGUCAAUAUUUUCAAACAACACGUGGAUUGCCACUUUUCACAAUGGGAAUGAAAACGUCAAAUGGGUCGAUCGGUAUAAAGGGAGACUCAGCCUCAAAACUUCCUCAGGUGACUUGACGAUCAGUAAUUUGACCACAGAGGAUGAGAGGGAAUACACUGUGGACCUCAUCAAUACUGUGGGACAGCCCAGCGGAGACAAGAUUAAGCUCACAGUGAGACAACGCCUCCAGAUGCCGAUCAUAGAGACUGUCGCCUAUGACUCUGUAAAAGGAGGUUGCUGGUUGGGGCUGCGUUGUUCCUCCGCAGAAAAGGGUGUUGACUUGUCCUGGCAGGGUGAACCUUCCAGCAUGACGGUCUUCAACAUGAGUAAUCCUGAUGGCAACACUGCAGUUCUUUUAGCAUUUCUCAACACCACACAGAACAGUGUCAAAUUUAACUGCACCUCCAGCAAGAAUAUGGAGAAGGCCUCAAGUGUUGUGACACGCAAGUGUGAGGAUAACAAGCCUCAGCCACCUCCUCAGACCAGGGAAAGAAAUGCUGCUCUGUUUUUCUUUGGAGGUGCCUUGGGAGGAGCACUGACAGGGAUUGUAUUAUAUUUUUUUGGAGACCAAAUCAAAGCUAAAGUUGCAUUCCUCAAAGGAAAAAUGUUUCCAACAACAACAGAUGUUGACGUCUAAAGUGAAGAAGUAAGACCGAAGACACCAUAAAAAGAUGUCUACACCAUGUGUGUAGCUUUAGGAUUGUAAUGUGUAAUGAUAAAAAAGACCAGCAUUAAGAAAACUACAUGUUGCACAUUAGAAGAUAUUAUACGAAAGUGAAAGCCGGAACAUAUAACUUAAACAAAUGAAUGAAUUUUGAGAGAAUCUGCAGAGUUUGGACCUAAUAUAAUGAACAGCUGCACAAAAUCCAGAGAACCAACACAGGUGCACCGAAUGAUUCACAACGAUAGUAAUUACAUUGUAUUAUACUGUUGUACAGCUAUUAAUAUAAUGGGGUACUGUGCAUUUUUUGCAUCUCUGGUGCAAAACCAUCACAUCUUGUUUUGAUUUUUUAUGCCUUGUCUACUAGUGUUUCUUCUUUUUUAUCCAGUCACAUACAAAAUACUUUUUAACUGUGUAAGGUGCAAAGAUGCUUAUAUUUUGUAUUGUUAUGAAAAAAGGCAAUAUUUUCUACAUUUACUUUUUGUACUUUUUGUAUUUUAACUAUUGUGUUGUCAAAUGUUUUCUACUAUUUUGCCGGACGUUUUGUAAAUACAUUUAUGUGGAGGUUGUUGGAGGACCUUGUGUUACUGGUAUACUAAUGAAAGGUAGCCUAAGCUGUGCAUGAAUAUCGGUUACGGUUUGCAAACAGCAUAGCCAGAGAAAGAGUUUGGUGCUGUGCCUGCACUUUCCGGUCAAUUAUAUUAAUCAGUCACUCAGUCUGUCUCUUUAUUAUAAUCUGCUUCUUUUGAUACUUCCUAAUUAUAUUGCUUCGUGUUUUUAUACAGUUUGCUUAUUGUUCUGUCCUUUGUUUUUGUACAGUUUACUUACUCUAAAUAUUUGCAUAUUGCUUUGUAUUUUUUUUUCUACUGAUACGUCCUGUUUGCACUAUCCCAUUGCUGCUGUAAUGUUGCAAAUUUCCCCACUGUGGGAUGAAUAAUGCCGUCAAAUGUUGCUUCAUGUCCUGCUGGUUUAUAAAUACAAUUUAAUUUACGUUUUUUAAAAUUCCAUCCAUCUCCUGAGAUUUUGUAGAGUGAAGUUUGUGUAUAAGAGCAGACUGCUGUGAUUUCAUUGAACAGUCACAUAUGAAUUCUUAUAAUUAUCUCUGUAACAGACUAAAUAUUCUUAAAGAAUUCCAGAGAACGGACCCCUGCAGCGGCUGCAGCUCAGCACUCCUUCUCUUCUUCUCUGCGCUCUUUACGCACAGCGUGUGCAGCACCAAAGCCCAUAUCAGAUUUGUUUAACCCUUAGAUGCAUAAGUGGGGUCAAAAAUGACCCCAGGGGUUGUUUUUCUUCAAUAUCUAUGGAAUUAAAAGUUUUUAUCAUUUCAUAUUCCAGGUAUAAAACAUGUUUUUGACAUGAGGCCAUUUGCAUUAAAAACAAAAAAUGUA